This is a messenger RNA of Penicillium maclennaniae, 1251 nucleotides long. RefSeq names its product mitochondrial 54S ribosomal protein mL38. Lineage: Eukaryota; Fungi; Ascomycota; Eurotiomycetes; Eurotiales; Aspergillaceae. The transcript is spliced from 2 exons. Bases 1 to 1251 code for a protein of 416 amino acids. The record is from RefSeq and is a predicted model, not a curated record.
AUGGCUCAUUGCGAGCGGGCAUCUAAGCCGCUGCUUCAAUGCCUUCGCAACACAUAUACUAGAGGCCUGCCGGCCAUUCAACUCUCUGCACGCGGCUUCCACUCCACGGCAGCCGUCGGAGAGGCUCAACCAGACAGCCAACCAUUCUACAAGUCUCCGGAUCCGGAACUCGUCUCAAGUCCCCGGUUGGAGAGACGUUUGAUGCGACAGGGAACCACCCCCGUCGGAUCUCGUCGUCGCCGUGCUGCGCUGCAGGGUUCUGCCAACCUCCCCUUCGAGCAAUUGCCCUACCAAUGUUUCCAGGAAGCGCGACAAAUUCUGCUUGCCGAUCGUGCAGAGAAAUUGGAAGAGAUCGAGAAGAUGAGGCAAAGAAUUGCAAGAGUGGAGGCUUUGUCUCCUGAAGAGGCUGGAGGCGAGAACUCGAAGAAGUCCCGCGUGCACGCGAUGCAACAGCAUUUGGAGCAGCUCAAGAUUCAUGCCGACAUCAAUGAUCCGUUGGUCAAGCGCAAAUUUGAAGAUGGUCAAGGCGAUAUGAGCAAGCCUAUCUACCGCUUCCUGGCCGACCGCAAGUGGCGCGAGUAUCGCCGCAAGAUUCUGGUGCAGCGUAUUACACAGAUGAAGGUUGUUCCUGACGUCUUGCCCCAUUGCGAACCUACGGUCGAUACCAAGCUGUACUUUAACUAUCGCCAAGUCCAACCUGGAGAUUUCGUUGAGGCGAAGAACAGCAUUAGCGCACCUAAGUUGGAUGUGCAGCUUUUCGAGCGUGGAGAGAAGCUAGUCACCAUCGCGGUCGUCGACUCUGAUGUUCCUAAUGUUGAGACGGACAGCUUCGAUUAUAAGACACACUACCUUGCCGUCAACGUGCCCAUCUCGGCCGUCAACACUAAGGUCGAUCUCUCAAAGCUUUCCGAAGAGUCUCAGGUUGUCCUCCCCUGGCUUCCCCCUGUUGCCCAGAAGGGUAGCCCUUACCACCGUCUCUCCUUGUUCAUUAUGGAGCAGAAGGACUCCCAGCCGCUUGACUUCGCGGCCGUUAAGGCCAAGGAGACCGACCGGGACAACACUCUUCUCCGCACCCUCCAGGCCCGCUAUCACCUCAAGGCCAUUGGUGCGCACCUGUUCCGUACCCAGUGGGACGACACUACUUUGGAGGUAAUGAAGCAGAUCGGAUUCAACGAAGCCGACGUCGAGUUGCGCCGGAAGAAGGUCGAGCCUCUCCCUUACAAGCGGAGAAACCCUUCUUCCUUCCGGUAG